AUGAUUAUGGUACGUUUAACACAAAGGUUAAUACAAAUAUAAUUCAAAAAGUUAUACAUUUUUUUUACUUUGAACCCCCAAUUCUUUACCUAAAAGGACCAGUUCGCCCAUUCAAAUAUCAUUGGCAUUCUGUCGCAAAAAGCGUCGAAAAUCAGGCAAUUUCAAUCAAAAUCAUUUUUCUCAAAAAACGUGAGUGGGUCGGUGUCGAAAUGAAUUUUCUAAUUUGGGACCGACUGUAAUGGUAGCACUCUAGUCUUUCUUUCCUUUAACCUGAGUCGUGCCAAAGCAGACCCGAUUCAAAGCAACUCCGAUUUCGUAUCAUCCUUUUAUUAUUUCUUCGAGGAGACUCCUACUGGACACGUCUGUCUAGCAGGCCUACAAAGAAUCAAACUGACCUUUAUACGGCGAUAUCGGGUAUUUUCGUAUUUUCGGGCAGCAAUGUUUAUUGCUCGCCCGAACAUAGAGAAGACUCGAUAUCGGACCGUAACACUACCUUCUCAGGUUUUUUGCAAAAUAAAUGAACGUCGAAUUUUUGCGACAGAAUGCCAAUGAUAUUUGAAUGGGCGAACUGGUCCUUUAACGCAGGCUUUAUAUUAACAAACUUUUAGGUAAAAGAUGCUUUGAAUUUUGAAUUGUCGUUUGGUGCUGCCAUUUUCACUGAUAACAUAUUACCAAAUGCUGGCAUAGUAGGUCUAAGUUUACACAACCAAAGUAACUUUGCUUAACAACUGUUCCAAACCCAACAAUCUGAAUCGCUUAUCUUUUCUAUUUUCUACAAAAAGUGCAUUUUCAAUUGUAAAGAUGGAGGUCGAAUUGUAUUUGGAGGUGAAGACACAAGCAAUUGUGAAAAGGUUACUAACUGGAUUGACGUCAAAGAAAAUAGUGGUUACUGGGAGUUUGUGGCCGAUUCGGUUAAGAUUGGCAAUAUGACAAGGUUUAAUGUGACCGUGAGUUUUAAAAAUUUUACUCUUAUUUGUUAUAAAAAUGUAGAGAAAGCAUAUUAGACAGUAAAUAUAGCCAAUAACAAAUUAAAGUGAUUAUGAGUACGUUAAGCUUAAUUUUGUAUAAUGUGUAGUAACACAUGUUGUAGUGAAGUAAUGCAUUUUAAUGUCACAACAAUUAGCUAUAUUUAAAAUUUUAGGUUGGUUCUGACACUGUUUCUAAUGGUAUGAUUAUUCCACAAGACGUCGCAGAUCACUUAGUAGAUAAGUUAUAUGCUACAUAUCUUUACAAUUCCUUUUAUUCACCUUAUACUUACGUGGUGAUGGAUAAUGUAAAGUUAGACAUGGGUUUAGUCAUUGAUAACGUCACAUACAGUUUUGAUAUCAAGAAUUUUCUUGAACAUUUUCCUAUUAACAUGGAGUUAAUAAAGCUAAGGGCGAAAAUGAACGGUCUGCCAACAACACUAAAUCUAAAGAAUAACACGGAUGUCGAAGACAGAUGGAUCUUUGGCGCUGGGUUAUUUAAAGCGUUUUGCCAUGUUUAUGACAUUCAGAAUCAAAGAAUAGCUUUGGCGAACGUAAAACAAUCGACACAAAAAGGUUACUGA
Bursaphelenchus okinawaensis is the source of this 1549-nucleotide messenger RNA. The record is from the annotation of a GenBank genome assembly. Lineage: Eukaryota; Metazoa; Nematoda; Chromadorea; Rhabditida; Aphelenchoididae.